Stereum hirsutum FP-91666 SS1 is the source of this 1700-nucleotide messenger RNA. RefSeq lists its product as uncharacterized. Lineage: Eukaryota; Fungi; Basidiomycota; Agaricomycetes; Russulales; Stereaceae. The transcript is spliced from 2 exons. Bases 56 to 1519 code for a protein of 487 amino acids. The record is from RefSeq and is a predicted model, not a curated record.
UUCCCCGCUGCCUGCACGUCCACACUCAACCUAACACCACCUUUAAACUAGGGUCAUGACACAAGCACUUCGCGGCAAACGUCGUAUAAUACAGCCCAGAUCGAACAUCGGCGAUGACGGAUGGGAGGACGUUGGGAGCUCGAACAAUACGGUGCACGUCGCCCAAUCUUUGAGCCCCGCAGGAUCAUCACGGUCUAACGUCGCAGCAUCCAGAAAACGACGCGUACAGGGAGAACGUACUAUCUUCGCUGCCACACAAAAACGACCACAACAAAGGGUGAACAUCCCAACGAUCGCUAAUUCAGUUGAAAUCCCGUCACAGCUGACGCGUGCGCCUCGAGAACCACUUUUCGACUGGGAAGAGGUCCAGCAUACACUGUCAAGGACAAUGGUAUCUAGCCUUAAGUUUAUAUGGGAUAUUGGGAGGAUGUGCAUUAUUUUGCUCAAGUGGCCUAUCGUCAUUGCCAUCGUAUUUUUUCUCCUUGCCAUGAUCGUGGUGCAGAUCUCCCAAGCCAUUCGCACCACCCUUUCACCCUUCUGCAUCGUUCCGGGUCUCGGCUUUAUCUGCUCCCCUGAUGCCUCGCAACUCCCAUCGCCGGCGCCACUCACCCAAGGUGGCACCCCUGUCCAGAGCCGUCCCCAGCGAGCUGACUAUCCGGGGCUGAUGAACGUGCAGGGCAAGGCAUUCGAAACCUUGUUGGAGGAGUCUGUAGAUGGACCCGGGCUCGCGCUGGAGAUCAAGAAUGCGGAGAUGGCGACGUCAGACCUGAUUAUGCUGGUGCGGGUUAGCGAUUUAAAGAGCAAGGAUCGCUUGGCUGCGACUUUGGUACAAUUUGUCGAGGAUGCUCGAAAGGCCGGGAGGAGUUUGACGAGGUUUAAUGCGAGAGUUGGCGGAGCGGUUGAUAAUGUCCUUGCAGUCAAUGAUUACGCGCUCCAUGCCAUCGAGGCUGCUAGAUCCAAACCUACAGGGCUUUCCGUAUGGCCGUUCAAUAAAGCUUCCACCGACGUCGUCACGAGCAGUUUCAACGACGCGAUGCAUUCCUUCUCCAUCAACAUGGAGCGUAUCGUAAGGGAGGCCGAAAGUUCCCGUCAAACGCUAGAAGUCCUCGAAGAGACGCUCGAAACGCUGCACGACAUCGUCGCGCGCGAGAACUCUGACCUCUCCGGCGAAAAGGCUAACAUCCUUGCCGAUCUGUGGACCAUGGUUGGAGGUAACAAGAAGGAGCUAAGGACCGUGGACAAGCAUUUGAAUCUAUUGAAGAAUAUGGGGGCAUAUAGGACUAGGGCGCUGGCGCAUAUUGUAGCGGCAUCGCAGGCGCUGCAGGCAAUGGAUGAGGACAUGCGGGACUUGAGGGACAGGGUGGCAGCUCCGGAGUGGAUAGGGGACAAUAUACCGGUGGAGGUGCAUAUCAAGGCUAUUCAAAAUGGACUAAAGAGAUUAGAGGGCAAUAGGUUGAAGGCAAAGAGGACACAAGAGGAAAUCGCGGAUCGAAUUGUGGUGGGGGUUGAGAGGGCUUGAGUCGAGAAUGGUCCUUGGUUAGUUGUUAUCUAACUUUGUUUUGUUCUACCACUGGAAUGCUCUCCUUGAGCUGGCAGGAAUUGCUUGUCUUACCCUUUGCUGGUUGUGUAUAUACUGUACUUAGUGGUACUGUUCUAACUCCCUGCUAUCUCACGUUGUGAUUUCUCUCCUUCUACAAGAC